UCGAUACGGUCGCCUAGCAACGAUCACCUUCCAAAACAAACAAUCAGAGGCCCGGCCGAGAGCAAAUUUACUUUCUUAUUUUAUUACUUGUGUCAACAUUUUAGAUCGAUAUUAUUGGAUUUGCUGUAUCAUGUUCUUGUAGACAGACAACAUGGUGUUGAUGCCUGUUUGUGUGCCCGAGCAUUGCGGGAAGGAUUUCCGACACUCGUUGAAGAAGCCGAGCCCCAACUAUCCUUAUGGGGCGAAGACGAAAAAACCGAGGCUUGUCCCAGCCUUCACCAUACAAGCCAUGCAGAAGAACACCCGAGUGAUACCGCCGAAGAAGUGCGGUGUCUUCGACCCGAAGCAGAUCAAGCAAACCAUGUUCAGGAAGUGCUAUGCUCGGGGGGAGUUUCCUGUCGUCAUCGAGUUUACAAGCAGUGGGAAACGGCUGAGUUGGAAAGUUCCGAUUGAAAAGCUGGACUUCCACCACUACCUCCCCAUGUUUUUCGACGGUCUCUCAGAGAGCGACUACCCGUACAACUUCAUCGUGGAGAAUGGGAUCAAUGAUCUGGUCUCCAAGGGCUCCUACAAGAUCCUGCCUGUGGUGCCGCAGCUCAUCAUACCUAUUAAAAACGCCUUGUCGACCAAGAGGCCAAACGUGAUAUGUCAUACCCUGAAAUGUAUCCAGAUGAUCGUCACCGGGUCGGAAAGAGUGGGCGAAGCGUUCGUGCCAUAUUACAGACAGAUACUGCCUAUUCUGAACCUGUUUAAGGACAGAAACAAUAACAUCGGCUCCGGGAUCGACCACACGUCGUCCCGCGGCGAGAACGUCGGGGACCUCAUCGAGGAGACCCUGCAGAUCCUGGAGCGCUACGGCGGCCCCGACGCCUUCAUCAACAUCAAGUACAUGAUACCCACUUACGAGUCGUGUGUGCUUAACUAGAGGUGAUUGGACGUGAUCUGGACUUACUAGUACAGAUGUAGUGCAUGAUUAUAUUCCAUUGUAUUUUCACGGACAAAAAGUACAAAAACAAACAAAAAAGACUGAGACAAAAACACACACACACACCACACUAAACACACACACAAAGACACUGGUACAAAAAGUACUGAGAUUUGGCCCAAUUCGAACUUUAAGAUACGACAAUAAAUAAAUCUGUCAGUGUCAAAUGGGACGUUUCUUCAAACAAAAACGUCGGACUUUCGAAUGAUGCUUGGAACAUGGCGGAUCGUGCUCCAGACAGUUUUUAUUUUUUUAUUUUUUGCAUAUUGCUGUUUAAUCUAUAAUUUAGAUAGCAUAUUAUGCAGUGAAUAGCAAGUGUGACGGGUGCAGAUAAUGAAGAAUUCUUCUGGAAAUACGUAUAAGUAACCAAUUCUUGGACAUCAUUCGGCGGUUCGUGGUCUCGGCCGCCAUUACGCUUUGUACUGCUGCUCCAGCUAUCCUCCAGUGCAUCGUGAAGGCCUAUUAUGAGCCCCGAUGCAUAUGUUUUCGUCAGGUGACCCCAUUUUUUGAGGUUCUCGCGUUUGUUCAAAAAUAAUGAUUUUGCUUAAAAAUUACUAAUAUUUAAUGCUUAUACUAAUGUAAUUUAAUUUUAUAUGGUAAUACUCUGCAAUAACUAAAUCCAAAUACAAGAAAUACCGUUUGUACUGAAAGAAAAAAAAUAAAGAUUUUUCUUUUUUACGGGUAGGAUUACAACAUAUGUGAAAAGGGCUAUUACCAGGGAAAGCAAUAGGGCUCUGCCAAUGUACUGAAAAUUUUGUUUCGAGCCCAUGCAUGCAGCAGUGCUGUAAGAGAGGACAAUAUGAUUUGGACAACGUUUUUGAAAACUCCUUUUUUUAGCAAUAAAAGUCUCAUGCAAUUUUAUUAUACGAUCAAAAUAAACUACAUUAAACAUUGCUAUUAUGGUUCCCAUUACUGGGUCAUUAUAUGUUCAUGUGUAAAAUUUAUUAAAAUAAACAAAAUUGUUGCGCGGGACUAGACGAAAUCAUUUGCAUCGGGGCUCGUAUCACCAUAUUAUGAAAUAUUUGACUUGUGAUAUAUUACUGUAUUUUGGCAAAGGCCCAUGAGGCUGCCACUUCUCCAAUAAACAAACAACAAACAAAAACGUCACGACACAUCUAAUCCAUAUCGUUUCUAGAUCUUUUAAUUGAUGUAUCUUAAAGUUUGAAUCGAGCGGGUUGACUGAAGUAGCAUGACAAAUACGAACGUCUCCGAGAAAUUACGAUGGAAAACAAUAAUGCACUACAUCUGUAGUAUUCUUCUAACGGUCAGUUCUAAUGUAGAUCAUGCGUUUAUUCAGCACUUACACUUAUUAGACUGUGAAAAACUCAGUAGAGUCUUAAAAGCGGAAGACUUAAAGGAUUCGUGUCUUGAGUAAUACUGUUUAGUUUUAAAGUGCUGUCACGUGCAUGUUCAGGCUGAUAUGUAGAAGGAGACUUAGAUGUAAUGUCUUAUUACCUACUUAGUUGUCUUUAACUCAGCUAAAAUCAGACAUUUCAAUUAGAAGCAUUUUCUGUUAAAAUUAUUUCCUGUAGCUUAAUGAUACACAAAAGGAAAUGUAGCGGAUAUAUUGAUAAAAUUUUAAUGAAACAAAAUACUCGAAGUAGCAAUAUUUUACCAUAUGCACGUAGUUUUAAGCUGUAGAUAUCGGACUUAUCGUACUUUUGAUAAAAAUGUUACAUCAUUUCUCAAAACAUGACACUAAGGUAUACUGACAAUUCAGUACAGUCCUGCAAUAAUAGGUAUGUUACAUAACAAAAGCCGCAAAAAAUCUUAUUUGUAGAGACUUAAGAGUGUAUCGCAUAUUGUUGCAGGUGACUGUACCAUGUGAUACGUUUCAUUGUGCUAGGAAUACACUUUUGAUGAUGUCACGUGCAUGUCGAAUAAUUGAUUCGUGAAUUUCAUAAUCAUUUUGUUUGUUUCGCAAUUUCAUGUUGACUUAAAUUGAUCUUUGUAGCAUUGUCAUAAAUUAAUCGUAGUUUUAAUAACUUCUAAUUACCGACUAUUAUUAUUAGUAUGUUAGCUGGAAAUAUAUAUGCUAAAGUAAUAUUCAUAGUGACUGAUUAGUUCUAGUAUUGUUAAGUUUUGCCUUGUUCAUUUGUAACAGGUGUGUUUGAAUUUUGUACUUUUUACAAUAUUAUUUUGUUAAUAAAUUGUUCGUGACCAUU
Messenger RNA from Cydia fagiglandana, 3150 nucleotides. RefSeq names its product parkin coregulated gene protein homolog. NCBI's taxonomy places the organism in Eukaryota, Metazoa, Arthropoda, Insecta, Lepidoptera, Tortricidae. Bases 152 to 925 code for a protein of 257 amino acids. The transcript is spliced from 5 exons. The record is from RefSeq and is a predicted model, not a curated record. Gene Ontology annotation, molecular function: Hsp90 protein binding; Hsp70 protein binding.